GGCUCGCCAUCGCCCCGUCCGAAGCGGCGCGGUCGUUGUGCGCGCAAUCCGGCGGCGGCGGCGGCGAUCAUCAUGCCUGGCCGUCGGAGCGGCGCUCUGUCGGAGCGGAGCCCUUUGCUGGCUUACCGGCUGUGCAGCAGCUCCUCGCUGGAGGCGGACGAGGCGGCCCCGACGGCGUCGCGCAAGCUCUCCACCUUCCUGGGCGUCGUGGUGCCCACUUUGCUCUCCAUGUUCAGCGUGGUGCUUUUCCUCCGCCUGGGUUUCGUGGUGGGUCAGGCGGGAUUGUACCAAUCGCUGGUGAUGUUUCUGGUGGCCUAUUUCAUCAUCGGAAUGACAGUCCUGUCGGUGUGCGCGAUCUCCACCAACGGGGCUCUGGAUGCCGGGGGAGCCUAUUACAUGAUCAGCCGGGCGUUGGGCCCCGAAUUCGGUGGAAGCAUCGGCCUCAUGUUCUUCUUUGCCAAUGUUUGCGGCAGCGCCCUCUACAUCUUGGGCCUGGUGGAAGCCGUGGUAGAUGACUUUGGCACCCCGGCAGACGGGACUAUUGGAACAGCCACACAGGUCCUGCCCCGCGGCUACUGGUUUGACCUCUUGUAUGCCACGGUCCUUCUGUUCCUGUGCCUUCUCGUCUGCCUUGUGGGUGCCGGCAUCUACGCUAAGGCCACCUUCCUCAUCUUCCUCAUCGUCAUGGCGGUGCUGGGCACUGUCUGCAUCAGCUUCUUUAUCGUGGGCGUCCGGGUCGUGGGGCUUCCCGCGACCACGGAUGGCAACCACACCGAACUCGCCAAUGCAUCCUUCACGGGAUUCAAACUCAGCACCCUCCUGGAUAAUCUGCAUGCGGACUACAGCGUCGAUUACACAACUGGCCGGCUGAUGAGCUUCAGCACUGUCUUUGCCGUCAUGUUUAACGGUUGCACAGGAAUCAUGGCUGGGUCAAACAUGUCAGGCGAUCUCAAGCGGCCCAGCUAUUCCAUUCCUCGGGGCACCAUCAUGGCCGUGAUGUUCACCUACAUCGUGUACAAUUUGUUGGCGGUUCUCCUGAGCUGCACCUGUGACAGGUUUCUUCUCCAGAGGGACUACAGCUUUUUGAAGGACAUCAACAUCUGGCCUCCUUUUGUCAUCAUCGGGGUCUACUUUUCGACUCUCUCAGCUGCCAUGAGCAACCUCAUUGGGGCCUCCCGGAUCCUUUAUGCUUUGGCCAAAGAUGACCUCUUCGGCAAAGUUUUGAGCCCAGCGAAGCAGACCUCGCGUGGGAACCCCUGGGUGGCUGUCAUUUUCUCCUGGAUCCUUGUACAGCUGGUGCUGUUUUCCGGGAAGCUGAACACCAUCGCUGCCGUGGUCACCAUCUUCUUCCUCCUGGUUUACGCUACGGUGGAUCUGGCCUGCCUGGCGCUCGAGUGGGCCUCUGCCCCGAACUUCAGGCCCACCUUCAAGUAUUUCACGUGGCACACCUGUGUGCUGGGCAUUGCUGGCUGUGUCGUGAUGGUCUUCCUCAUCAGCCCCAUCUACGCUUCGGCCAGUGUGGCCUUCAUGGUCAUCCUGCUGGUGGCUCUCCAUUACCUGUCCCCCAGCAGCAGCUGGGGCUACAUCAGCCAAGCUUUGAUCUUCCACCAGGUCCGCAAGUACCUGCUGCUGUUGGACAGCCGUAAAGAACACGUCAAAUUUUGGCGCCCGCAAGUCUUGCUGAUGGUACGGAAUCCACGCACCUCCCUCCAGCUCAUCCGCUUCAUCAACGACCUCAAGAAAAGCGGCUUGUACGUGCUCGGCCACGUAGAGCUGGCGGAUCUGGACUGCCUCCCUUCUGACCCCUUGCCGGACCAGUCCGACUCCUGGCUGCAGCUGGUGGACCGGUUGAACAUCAAAGCCUUCGUCAACCUGACACUCGCCAGCUCAGUGCGGCGCGGCACACAGCAGCUGCUCUUCAUCUCGGGACUAGGAGGCAUGAGGCCUAACACCAUUGCGCUGGGCUUCUAUGACAACCCACCCCCGCUAGACAACGUGUCCCAGCCCACCGCCUUCAGCAGCGACGAGGCAAUUUGGCAUGACUUCCCUCCCGUCUGGAGCUCCGGAGGACCCAAGCAACUUUCAUCCUGGGAGUAUGUGGCCAUCAUCUGCGACGCCAUGAAGAUGUCGCGCAACGUCCUUCUGGCCCGCUACUUCGACCAGCUCCAGCUGCCUCAGACCGCCGGGUGGCGAGCCCAACCUCUCAUCGAUGUCUGGCCCAUCAACCUCCUGCGGCCCGACAGCGCCCGCUACGUCGACACCAGCAGCCUCUUCCUGUUACAGAUGGGCUGCGUCCUGGCCAUGACUCGGUCGUGGCGACGGUCUCGGUUGCGCCUCUUCCUCUGCGCGCAGAGUUGCACCAGCCCCCAGGGCCAGGAGGACAAGUUGCGGCAGCUUCUGAAGAGCCUGCGCAUCCAGGCGAAAGUCCAGCUGGUGCUGUGGGACGACGUGGUCGCUCUCCAUUGGCACAGCCGCCAGGAAGACUCAGCGGACGGCGCCCUCAACUUCUCCAGCAACAUAACCUCAGUUUCCGACGAGUACUUGACUGCGGUUAACCAGCUGAUCCUCCAACAGAGUUCCGCCCCUACUGUCCGCUUCCUUUACCUGCCCCGUCCUCCCGCGGACACUAAUUUAUACCCCAGGUAUUUGGAACAGCUGGAGAUCUUGACCCACGGACUGGGCCCCACACUGCUGGUGCAUGGGGUGAGUGCCGUCACGAGCACUCAGCUGUAAAGCAGGGUGGUCUGUUGUCCACGGUGGGCAAGGGUUGGUGGUUGACGGAAAACACCAGGCCGAGGUGGCCCUUACGGAUCGAAGGGAAGGGGAGAUGACGAUCGACCAGCAAUAUUCUUGCCUGAAGUUGGGGUUCCACAUCUCCCCAAGCUUUUCCUCCCAGGCUGGGGUGCUGCGAUGCCUCCCAACGUACGGCAACGGUGCAAGCAAGGUUGGAGGCCCCGGCUCAGUGGUCCUAGCCGAGAGCUUCCGUCGAGCGGCGUCUUCUCUGGGCUGCUUUUCCAGACUCCUGAGAGAACAAACUCCUUGUAACAACCAAAGAAUAGGGACCCGAGUCCGGGUCUUUCAUCUUUGGAGUUUUGGGCAGCCAGAAAGUUCUUUGGCGCCGGUGACUUUGGAAAACUCUGUGACAGCUGCCUUUCUUUGCACGCUUGUAAAGAUGGGGACAAGAAUUAAAGGUGGCAUUGUUGGAUUUAAAACUCUGGUGAUGGCAGGGUAGCUGUUUCUUACUCACAACAAUCAGGAUUUAAAGCAGGGGGUCGCCAAACUUGGCAACUUUUAAGACUUGUGGCCUUCAACUCCCAGAAUUCCCCACCAGCCUUUAAGACUUCAACUCCCAGAGUUCCCUAAACAGCCUUUAAGACGUGUGGCCUUCAACUCCCACAAUUCUGGGAGUUGAAGUCCACAAGUCAUUGCCCAUUUGGAGACCCCUAACCUAAAGGAUCCAU
Pseudonaja textilis is the source of this 3461-nucleotide messenger RNA. RefSeq names its product solute carrier family 12 member 9-like. Gene Ontology annotation, molecular function: potassium:chloride symporter activity. NCBI's taxonomy places the organism in Eukaryota, Metazoa, Chordata, Lepidosauria, Squamata, Elapidae. Gene Ontology annotation, biological process: chloride ion homeostasis; cell volume homeostasis; potassium ion homeostasis. Gene Ontology annotation, cellular component: membrane. The record is from RefSeq and is a predicted model, not a curated record.